This is a messenger RNA of Camellia sinensis, 399 nucleotides long. The record is from RefSeq and is a predicted model, not a curated record. Lineage: Eukaryota; Viridiplantae; Streptophyta; Magnoliopsida; Ericales; Theaceae.
CAUGGUUGUAUCUUGUUUUUUUCCCUGAAUUUAGUUGUUAUAUUAUUGCAUCAGGUGAAAGGAGAACCCAAUGUUUCCUACAUCUGUUCUAGAUACUACCGCGCUCCAGAACUCAUAUUCGGUGCCACUGAAUAUACGACUGCUAUAGAUAUAUGGUCUACAGGUUGUGUGAUGGCUGAAUUACUUCUUGGACAGCCAUUGUUUCCUGGAGAGAGCGGAGUUGAUCAGUUAGUUGAGAUUAUCAAGGUUUUGGGAACACCUAACAGGGAGGAGAUAAAAUGCACGAAUCCAAACUAUACUGAAUUUAAGUUCCCUCAGAUAAAGCCUCAUCCAUGGCACAAGGUAUACCCAAUUUAUUUUCCCUUUUUCUUCACUUUUAUAUGAUGUUUAUAAUAAAUU